UUGUCCGGCAGCCGCAACGCGUUACGCAUUAUCCUCGCAGCUCCAAGUGCUUGUAGUGUCCAGCUUGAAGCCAGUGUCCUUUGAGGGCCGCUCGUAAAAAAGAAACCGCACUACGCUCGACUAGACCCUGUUUCCUGGCAGUUAUGUGUAGGCAAGGUUAUUGCACAUUGCUGUUAAUCGCAGCCUCGUGUUACCUGGUCUACUGCAGCCAUGCCAAGGCCAUACAGGGCACAAACAAACUGGAUUUACCAAAUCGCAUCAAUGGCGUCGGCAGCGACGUUGGCAGCGGCGUUGGCAGCUCAGCCGCUGCGGUGGAAGCACGCCACAAGCGUGCCAUGGGCGAAUACAAAGAGCUGAACGACAUCAUUGACGAGUUGGAAGAGAACAGUUUGGUGCAAAAAGCAAGCAUUGCCGUGCCACCAGCUCAGGCGCAGGAAUUCGACCUGGAUAAUAUGCCACCGUUGGCCUACUAUAUGCUGUUGCAGAAGCUUCGACAGCUACAGAGCAAUGGCGAACCCGCCUAUCGCGUGCGCACGCCACGCCUUGGACGCAGCAUUGACUUUCAGCAGCUAUUGGAGGGCAGGGGGAGCAGCGAGGAGUCAACUGGCGGCCAGUUUGUGUCGCGUUUGACGAAGAAAUCGGUGCCGUUCAAGCCGCGCCUGGGCAAACGUGCUCAAGUGUGUGCCGGUGGGGAUUAAGUCAUGGCAGGAACACAAAUCAGCAAAAAAAGCAACGACAACACGACUAGGACAACGGCGAGGACGAGGACGAGCCCUUGAGCAAGGUUGAGGUCAGCCAUCGGUUGGCACAGUGCCAGCUCCACUUUAACUACUCACAUAACGCCCCAAUUCGACAUCGCAAGAGCAGGAAAACCAAAUGCGUCGAACGAUGUGCAAUAAUUAAUCCCACAUAUUCUUAUUAAAUAUUAUACAUACAUAACUGUAGUAUAGCUAGGCCCAAUUCUUGUGGGAAUUCGAUAAGAGGAACACGACAACAAAUAUUGUUUAAAUAAAUUGCAGCACCUUCAAAAAUGAAA
Drosophila innubila is the source of this 1036-nucleotide messenger RNA. RefSeq names its product protein hugin (gene Hug). Bases 144 to 698 code for a protein of 184 amino acids. Lineage: Eukaryota; Metazoa; Arthropoda; Insecta; Diptera; Drosophilidae. The record is from RefSeq and is a predicted model, not a curated record. The transcript is spliced from 3 exons.